Messenger RNA from Megalops cyprinoides (Indo-Pacific tarpon), 4835 nucleotides. It is a transcript of the gene ntn1a, whose product is annotated as netrin 1a. NCBI's taxonomy places the organism in Eukaryota, Metazoa, Chordata, Actinopteri, Elopiformes, Megalopidae. The record is from RefSeq and is a predicted model, not a curated record. The transcript is spliced from 7 exons. Gene Ontology annotation, molecular function: protein binding. Bases 261 to 2072 code for a protein of 603 amino acids.
GGGGAACAGAGUGAGACAGACACAAGGAGAGUAACGGGUCUAAUACUGUAUUUUUGCAUCUGGGUUCCAAGAAACAAACAAGCGCACAAAAGAGCUUGUAAUAUCCUUCCGAAAGAGAAAGAGAACCGGCUGAGAGUCUCUUUAUGAUUUCUCUGCCAGGCUGAACUGUUAUUCCGAGGUACAGUGUCCUAUGUGGAGAUUUCUUUACCUCGAACGGCUGUGUAUUUCAGCGCACGGGACUCUGAAGAACACGGAUUACAAUGUUAAAGCUUUUAGAGGCUUUUGUCACUUUGGUGGCUGUGUCCUUUUUGGUCGAAGGGGUGUUUGGUGGUUACGGGAUGAGCAUGUUUGCUGCGCAGACAUCACCACCAGAUCCGUGCUACGACGAGAACGGUAACCCGAGAAGAUGCAUCCCCGAUUUCGUGAACUCCGCUUUCGGGAAGGAAGUGCGCGUGUCCAGCACCUGUGGAAAAACGGCAACUAGGUACUGUGUAGUAACUGAAAAAGGGGACGAGAGAACGAGGAAUUGCCACACUUGCGACGCCGCGGACCCAAAGAAGUCUCACCCACCAGCAUAUUUAACAGAUCUCAACAACCCUCAUAACCUCACUUGUUGGCAGUCAGAAAAUUACAUCCAGUACCCACAAAACGUCACGUUGACAUUAUCCUUGGGCAAAAAAUUUGAAGUCACGUAUGUGAGCCUGCAGUUCUGUUCACCUCGACCCGAAUCUAUGGCUAUCCUCAAGUCAAUGGACUACGGCAAAUCUUGGGUCCCCUUCCAAUAUUAUUCUACCCAGUGUAGGAAGAUGUACAACAAACCAAGCAAGGCUACAAUCACCAAGCAAAACGAACAAGAAGCCAUCUGCACGGACUCUCACACGGACAUGCACCCUCUCUCUGGUGGUCUUAUUGCGUUCAGCACCUUGGAUGGCAGACCCUCGGCGCACGAUUUCGAUAACUCGCCGGUACUACAGGACUGGGUCACAGCGACGGACAUCAAAGUGACGUUCAGUCGAUUACAUACUUUUGGAGAUGAGAACGAGGAUGACUCGGAGCUUGCCCGAGACUCGUAUUUCUACGCGGUUUCAGACCUGCAAGUUGGCGGGAGAUGCAAAUGCAACGGUCACGCGUCGAGGUGCGUGAAAGACCGGGAUGGAAACCUUGUUUGUGAGUGCAAACAUAACACAGCGGGGCCGGAGUGUGACAGAUGCAAACCGUUUCAUUAUGACCGGCCUUGGCAACGUGCGACUGCCAGAGAAGCGAACGAGUGUGUUGCCUGUAACUGCAACCUGCAUGCCCGGCGGUGUCGCUUCAACAUGGAGCUGUACAAGCUGUCCGGCAGGAAGAGCGGCGGCGUCUGCCUCAACUGCCGCCACAACACGGCCGGCCGCCACUGCCACUACUGCAAGGAGGGCUACUACAGGGACAUGUCCAAACCCAUCUCCCACAGGAAGGCCUGCAAAGCAUGCGAUUGCCAUCCCGUGGGUGCUGCUGGCAAAACCUGUAACCAAACCACGGGUCAAUGUCCCUGUAAAGAUGGUGUGACUGGUAUCACAUGCAACCGGUGUGCUAAAGGCUACCAGCAGAGCCGAUCUCCCAUUGCCCCCUGCAUAAAAAUUCCUGUUGCACCUCCCACAACAACAGCAAGUAGUACAGAGGAGCCAGCAGACUGCGACUCCUACUGCAAGGCGUCCAAAGGCAAACUGAAGAUCAACAUGAAAAAGUACUGCAAGAAAGAUUACGCCGUCCAGGUCCACAUUCUAAAGGCAGACAAGGCAGGUGAGUGGUGGAAGUUCACCGUGAACAUCAUCUCAGUCUACAAGCAAGGGGAGAACCGCAUCCGACGCGGGGAUCAGUUCCUGUGGGUGCGCGCCAAAGACGUGGCCUGCAAGUGCCCCAAGAUCAAGCCCGGGAAGAAGUACCUCCUCCUAGGAAACGACGACGACUCUCCGGACCAGAGCGGCGUGGUGGCGGACAAGGGCAGCCUGGUGAUUCAGUGGAGGGACACGUGGGCCCGCAGGCUGAGGAAGUUCCAGCAGCGGGAGAAGAAAGGCAAGUGCAAGAAGGCCUAAAACAAGAAGAUGCCACCGAGAACGAGCCCGAAAGAACGCAGGAGAAACGAGAGAGAGAGAGACAGGAGGGACGCAGAGAGAGACUGAAUGUUGCUGCUUUGAGUAGAAGCAUGAAGAGAAAAUUAGGAUGAUUUUUUUUAGGAACUUUUGUGAAGGAGCUCACUUUGCAGUUUUGUUCUCUUUUUUUCCCAUCAAGAUUUGUUUUUGUGGAUUUGCCGAGUUUGCACCUAAUAUUACCAGUAUAUAAAGUUGUUUGUAUUUUUCCAUUUCCAUGGUUUCGUAAUAUUUUCAGUCCUAUUUUUUACUGAACAUAUUGUUUUAGUAUAAUUACAGAAAAAAGCUACUGUACAACAUUCUGAAAAUCAGUAAGUAUGUAUACAUACCAACACACACAUACACAUACACACACACACACACACACACACACACACACAAACAUACACACACACACACACACACACACACCUCACACAGCAGCUUUUUCCAGGUGACUGAGGAAGGUUGGGCCAGGGGCGUAUGAGGUGAACUUCUAGCAAGUGAGGCCCUGUCACAAGAAACUGUAUAAACAGCAAUGCAAAGUGUUAACACUUUAGAUGUGUUGUAAAUCUUAGCUUUCUAUGUGGUUUCUGCUUUCAGUUUCAUGUAACAUAGGAAAAAAAAAACAUGCCCGGUACUGGGGCAAUGUCUUUGACAAGCCAGCCAUUUUCCUCAAAAAAAAAAAAACUAAAAGUAUCCUCUUUAUUUGUGGAACAGCUCAUUAUGUGGCAAAUACCUCAGAUCUGUUUAGUUCACUCUUUGUUAAGCUGGAGAGUGCCAAGUUGUGUUUCGGGGGAAAUCUUCUGAUGGGUGUUGGGCUUUGGACUACCACUUGGACUGAGACCAAGCUGAUGAUAUCGGAAGGGCAUGGGUGUCGUUAUUUGAGUCAGGGGUUUGUGAGGCACUUAUAACUUAAUAUUACAGUAUUUCUCAUCAUUAGUGAGGCUAAUGUUUUAGAGAGUGCCGAUUUAUUUUCAGUACGUUUUGCAUUGUUGCAGGAGAAGAGAAGUCCAUACAGUAUUCUCAUUAACCUUUAAGUGACUGGAUGUUCACUGCAAAUGAUUAAAAGCUCUCCUGUAAAUUCUCAGAUGGCAUGUAACGCCCUUUACGGGGUGAUUUGGAUUCAAAAUUCUCUUUAAGACUUUUGCUGCUUUUUGACGCUGAAUUCAUUACCGGUGUUUAUAGUUUUGCUGGAUUCCCACCUCCAAGACGACAGCAGACUCCUUAAACAACUGGGACCUUACCUGAGUCAUUUGGACUUUGCAGAGACUCAUUAUAAACUUAGACCAAAUGCCCAGACAGUGUUCAUUUCGAAACAGAUCAUCUAUUCAUAGUCUAUGAAUCUUUGGACGACGGCAUUGUUGAGUCAAGUGAUCCCAUGCACGUUUCUUUCGGUAAGACUGUUCAGUUCUUGUCGACAGAGUAAUGGUGCCAAUGAAAUGCAUUAAGCAAAAGCCUCCUAUAGGUGUAACCCAGCCAUAAGAAAUUUUACUUUGAACAAAAGGAAGGCACUGCUCUUUUAAAUCUGAGCUGUACUUUGGAAUAUGUAAUCACAAAAAAAUGACUUUGUCUCAGAAGUCAAUUCAUUAUUACAGUGAAAAAAAACAAGAAACACCAGUUAUCUUCCAAGAGGCUCCAACCUGAGAGACAUAAAUCUCAUAAGGCUAGGUGUCAUUAUUGGGAGGAAAGUGCAGGCUGAUGGUCUAACUUUUGGUAUCUGUAUCUCCUAAAAAAGCCAAACAAAGCCGGCUUUAGUAUUGUCCCUGGUACCUUCAGCUUGAUAGUAAACAUUCUUUGCUGUUGCUUUGAGUCAGUAGGGCUUUCCACCGCAGUAAUACAGCUGUAAUCUCUGUAAAUCCCAAUGUUCCUGGUGCAAAUCUACAGGGUUUUCUUCUGCCAUGUUGGCACUGUCAAGAGCUGUUAGCCACAGCACAAAGAGCAAAUCUGGAGCUGAAAAAAAAUGAAAAGCUUUGUACAUAUUCCUGUUAGUCAGAGGCAAUUAUUGGUCCAUGAACAGAACUCGAGAAAUAAUCUGCUCUGAACAUUUCACUGCAAAUAGGUGCAUAUCCUCUCCAAGGUACAAGUAAACAAGCUAUGAGACUGAACAAGGACAGACUUUCACUAUUGAGAGAGGUCCAAAAAUACAUGAAUGCUAUUAAAACAGAAACUGUCGAAACCUGACAUACAAAUGAAUCACCAUGUACAGACCAAUGAAGAAAAUCACUAAAACCAAGAGCCCCCUAUCAAAUGAAAAAUAUGCUGUGUAUUAAACAUAAUGUGUUGCUCUUGCUUAGCCACAUUAACAAGUAAAAUAUUUUUCUUUUGUAAAAAAAAAACAAAAACAGUGAAAUAAAACAACUAUGUAACAGUUGUGUGCAUUUUCAAGAGGUGCCGACGCUUUCUGGUACUCAGACAGGGGUCACAAAGUCAGUAAUUGUAUCUGUAUAGUUAGUACGUUUAUGUUAGGCAUUAUCUUAGACUAUAUUAAAUAUAUCGUUAACCUGAAUUCUAAUUAUUGUAAGUUUUAACAAACAAAGCUAUGCUGAGAGAAAGCAUCCCUUUUUCCCCGAUUUGUGAGCCGACAGGACUGCACCCAGUGCACCAUUAACGGCAGAGAGGUGACGCACCUGAGGUGUGAGUGGGCACGCAGGCCUGCACAGCGCAUUCAAGACUCACACUCCCACACACCCCCCACCCGCCUGCACAAGCUCUCACACACACGCACAC